AGUGAAGUUUUAUUCUUACGAUUUGGGACAUUGUAAUGAGUGUAACUAUUUGUAAAACCAACGAACCAUUCUGAAUUUAGAGUUUUUAAGCGCCACGUGGUCAACCAAACUACAAGUUGGAGGCGGCUGUCAAAAAACUUGGCUUCCAGUUCCAGUUCCCAAAGUGAGUAGAGAAGAGACCCCUUUAAUAGAGAAAUGGAUCAGUCUUUGCCAAACCAUCAGCAAAGAGGUGCCCCUCAACGCGCCGUACCAGUCGGGGCUUUCAGGCAGGGUAAUGUUCCCACUCUGGAGAGAGGCAUCAUCAGUGGAGACAACGUCCAGUUUGGGAGGCUGCGGCGUCGCACACAUUUGUCCCAGUCAGAGAGCCAAAGCUCUGGGGCUGAAGAUGAGUGGUUGAGCUCCUCCAUGGAGGCAAGAGGCUCCUACGGUCAAAGCCCCAUCCUCCAGGGCAUGCAGGCAGAGGGAAUCUGGUACAACCGCAGCGCCUACGAGCAGGCCGAGAGCAGCUACCAACGCUGGCUCGCCACUAAUAACGGACCAUUGUCGUCCUCUCCGCGGAGCCCGAGCACCAGAGGCUCUAUGACCUUCCACUCCAGACGCACCCACAAUCAGCAGCAGGAUCAGGGGCACCCUGUCAGAACAGUAAAGGCCUCUGGUACCCCUCACCGCCGGAACAGUAGAGGCCGCCAUCGCACCUCCUCUGAGACCGAGCAGGGGGGCAAAGGCAGCAGGGGGCCAAAUCAAAGGAAGAGGGGCCUCUCUGAGACGGAAAGCAGGCCCAGAUGGGACAAGUAUGACACACAUGGAAUGGGAGAGACUUGAUGUGUGUUUUCAGUUUACUUAACCAUAAUGAUAUUUUUUUAUUUAUUUGUUGUCUGUCUGCAUUUUUGUUGGGCCUUUUUACAGUUAGGCUAACUUUUAUGUAUUGUGUAUAAUAUAUUUGAUACACAGGUUUAUAGAAACUUUGGAGUUUCUUGUUUAAGCCACAUUCAGACCGAAAUGUAGCACCCUCAUUCAUUUAAAGGUCGUCAGUCCAUUGUCGCGGGGUUGCCAAUGCAGAGGGCUUCAGCAAAAAACAAAAAGUUGAAUCCGCUCAACUUUUACAACAGAACCAUGCAAAAUCAUCCAGCUGCUGUAUUCGCUGUAUUUCUGCUGUUUAUCUCGCGAUCAUCGUGAGGAAAGAUAAAAUGAUUUCUUUUCUCGAGUUGUAAAAUCUUGAGUUAUGUUAAUUGCUGUGCAGUGUUUUGGCAUCCAAGAAGCCUUCGAACUCAUGGAUAUACUCCUGAAACAGCACACAUCACUAAUGCAUCCCUAUCUAUCUAGAGUCCUGUAUUGUAAACUGAGUCUGUGUUUUAAACAAUCAAGUAGACCUCUGCUAUCACUAAGGGGGGUUGGUUGGGCAGUGAGCAAUGUUUUGUUCUAUAAUCCAGACUUUGCAGACCAGGCAACUCUGUUUCACUGACUGAGGAAUGUGUAGAUGCCUGUCUGCUGCAGUAACCCAUCAGCAAAAUUAGAAGGGGAGGUGUAAUA
Messenger RNA from Xiphias gladius (swordfish), 1530 nucleotides. Its product is annotated as elongation factor 1-delta-like. The transcript is spliced from 3 exons. Bases 196 to 822 code for a protein of 208 amino acids. NCBI's taxonomy places the organism in Eukaryota, Metazoa, Chordata, Actinopteri, Istiophoriformes, Xiphiidae. Gene Ontology annotation, molecular function: translation elongation factor activity; guanyl-nucleotide exchange factor activity. The record is from RefSeq and is a predicted model, not a curated record. Gene Ontology annotation, biological process: translational elongation. Gene Ontology annotation, cellular component: eukaryotic translation elongation factor 1 complex; cytosol.